CAUAUAUAAAUACUGACAUUUUAAUUAUAUUAUAUUUAUUUGUUUAUUUGUUACGUUUAAAGAUAAUACAAUUAUCAUAAUAACCAUUCAUAUUAUCUAAUUAUAAUGUCACGUAGAUCAAUUAAAAAGAAUACAUUAAGUAAUUCUGUACCAUCAAUAAGUGGAAAAGAUGAUUAUACACAUGAAUUUAUUUAUUUUAAAUGUCCUGGAAAAUUAUUUCUUCAACGUACAUUAAAAGCUAAUGAAGAAUUUAAUAAAGAAUAUAUGAAAAAAUUAAUUAAUAAAAAAAGAACAAUUCAAUCCCAAGAACGUAUGAUUUAUCUUACAGAAUUUGGUUUAAGAAUAAAAGCUUAUAAAAAUCCAACAAAUUAUUAUAAACGUUUAUUUUUAGAAUAUGAACAAAUUGAAACUAUUUAUAUAUCAGAAGGUACCAAAAAUAUACUUGUUUUAGGAAUUAUCAGUAAAAAUAAAAAGAUACGUGCCUAUGAAUGUACAAAAAUUAAAGAUGAUAAUGAUUUUAAAACAUUGUGUAAAUUACUUGUUCAAGCAUGUGAAAAUAGUGAAAGAAAAUUAAUUAAUUUAAAUCCAAUUGGUACAUUAUCAAUGUCAUCAUUAUAUGAAAAUAAAAAACCGAGUCAUGUUUCACUUGGUUCAAUUGUAUGGAUACAAUCUGAUGAAAAUGAUAAUGAAUUACAAAAUCAAUUAGAAAAUCGUAUAUAUCAAAAUGAAUUAAUAGAAAAUGAUAAUGAUAUACGUAGAGUUACACCACAAUAUUCUCAAAACGGUUCAGUAACUAGUAUUAAUUCAACAAGUUUGAGAAAUGAUAAAGGAUCCAUUGAAAAUGUGAAUCGUAAAAUUGAAUCAAGUGAUUCAGAAGGUAGUGAUUCAGUGCAACAUUAUAAUGGAAUAUGGGGUGAUCUUAAUGACGUAACCUAUGAAGAUGAUAAUGAUGUUGAUAUUAAUAAUAAGUAUUAUGCUUCAGCAAUUUACAAAGCGGACGCUUUUGUAGAACCUAUACUUACGCCAAUAUUUCAUGCGGAUGAUGAAUCAGCAAAGUUAUAUUACAGAACAGGUUAUGAGGGUGAUUCACUUGAGGAUAACUAUGAAGUGACAGAUUUGUAUCCACCAUCUAAAUGGCCAGCUGGGGUUACCUUUAUUUGUCCAGACUCGAAGUCUGGUGCAACUAUCACACAUCUUGGACCUGUUUAUUUAUAUUCUGAAAGAUUUGUCGAUGUUGACAAUGAAUGUAUUGAGAAACAGACACCGACCUAACAUUAUAAUUUGAUGAAAAAUUAAAUAAUUUGUUACUUAACUGUGUAUUUUUAUUAAAAUAUAACUUGUAAAUCUGGACAGUGUCCGGAUUUUAUAAUUAAUUUACUUAGAAGUUUCAAGGUACUCGUUU
Messenger RNA from Schistosoma spindalis, 1402 nucleotides. The record is from the annotation of a GenBank genome assembly. Lineage: Eukaryota; Metazoa; Platyhelminthes; Trematoda; Strigeidida; Schistosomatidae.